Messenger RNA from Kalmanozyma brasiliensis GHG001, 1107 nucleotides. Its product is annotated as Transcription regulator LuxR, C-terminal. The record is from RefSeq and is a predicted model, not a curated record. The transcript is spliced from 3 exons. Lineage: Eukaryota; Fungi; Basidiomycota; Ustilaginomycetes; Ustilaginales. Bases 1 to 1107 code for a protein of 368 amino acids.
AUGUCAACCUCCCCUCCUUCCACCCCCGGACCAUCGUCCGAUCCCGCUGAUGCGACCGCUGUCACGACGCCCAAGAAGGCCAGCCCCAGGAAGCGGACUCCUUCUCCCAAGAAGACGCCUUCUCCCAAGAAGAACACGACGUCCGCGACUCCUGACUCUCCCGGCUCUCCCUCCUCCCGAUCUCCGAAGACGUUCAAUCCCGCUCUCAAGCAAGCCGCACUCGCGCUCAAGAUGCGCGGCAUGGCCGUCAACAAGAUCGCCGACCAGAUCGGUGUCAACUACAAGACUGUGUGGAACUACCUCGACCGCACCGCCAAAGCCAAAGCCAAGCUUGGUCCCAACGGCAGUCCUCCCGAGCAGAUGAGCGACGCGGACAAGAAAGAAGCUGCAAUCUCUCUCAAGCUCAGCGGUAUGGCGGUGACCGAUAUCGCCACUACGCUCGACAUGAACUAUAAGACCGUCUGGAACUACCUCGAUCGCGUGCAGAAGGCCGCCGGAGUGCCUCCCCGCUUGGUUCUCCACCUCGACUCUGACUCGCGGACAUCGGUGAGCUUCGCCAUCCGCUCACCACUCGCAACGACGUCAGCCCUCAUCAUCGUUGUGGUAGCCUCACUCCUUUCGGCGAUCGUGGUCUGCAUCGGUAGCUUCCUCUGCCUCGCUCUCAAGUCUUCCACUGCUCCUCCUCUCGAGAGCCCGGUCGAUUCCGCAAACGUCAGAACUGUUCAAGUCUCUCAAGCUCAGCCUACUCCUCCCGUACUUAUCCCCCGCAACUCCCUCAAUCGCACCACUAUGGACGAGGUCAAGCCUAUCCGCAAGCGCGAGCCCAAGACCGAGCCCAAGCUCGACCCCGAGCAGGAGGCUUCCGGCUCCGUCAGUCCUCCGAGCAGUCCCACGAAGGGGCCCAUUCGCAAGACCACCGACGCGGAACGACAAGUCAUCAUGACCAUGGCCGUUGCCGGCAAGCGCCCCAAGGAGAUUGCGGCCGCCCUCGACCUCAAGCCCACCACGGUGUCCAAGUUCCUCGAGCGCAGCAGGAAGAAGGCCCUCAACUCGAUGGGCACUGAUGUUGCCAAGCUUAUCGCUCAAUCGCCUCCCAAGAAGCGUUAG